UUUGGUUCUCUGGUUUAGGGGGCUGUAUUUUAGCUGCGUCAGGGGGCGGCGGAGCCUUGUGUGAGGGGAGGCGGGUGGUGGCGGAGGAGGAGGUCCGGGCUGAGGAGGCAGCGAGAGCCGCCACCUGGAGCAGGUUCCUCCGUACAGUGACGAUGGAUUGAUUUACCUGUACGCGUCCACACAUGAGACAGAAAGCCAUGGACGCCCUUCCGGGAACUGUAACUUUUAAGGAGUUCUGCCCCUUGUACUCCAUCCUCAAAGCCAUCCCGGCUAAAAUACAAAAAGGUUUCCGAUCCCUCAUCGUCUAUCUCACGGCCAUCAACGUCAAUGGCGACUACAUUGCGAUCGGCAGCAGCAUCGGGAUGUUGUAUCUGUACUGCCGGCACACCAAUCAGAUGAAGAAGUAUAACUUAGAAGGGAAGACAGAGUCUAUAUCCGUCACCAAGCUCCUGAGUUGCUUUGAUGACCUGGUGGCAGUGGGCACCGUUUCUGGCAGGGUAGCCAUUUUCCAACUUGUGUCUCCUCUUCCCGGACGCAACAAACAGUUACGGAGGUUCGACGUGCUCGGCACUCACAAGAGCAGUAUCACCACCCUGGCCUGGAGCCCCAAUGGGAUGAAAUUAUUUUCUGGUGACGAAAGAGGAAAAAUUAUCCAGUCUAAUUUGGAUUUUGAUAAGGGUACGUGUAACUCCUGCCUCAUCCUGGAGGAAUUGUCUCCUAUAGUCCAGCUGGAUUACAGUCACAAGAUCCUGCUGGUAUCGACCACUCAGAGAUGUCUGCUCUUCUACACGGAAGAAAAGUCUGUCCAGCAAGUUGGAAAUCAGCCUAGAAAAUCCAAUGGGAAGUAUGGAGCAUGCUUCAUCCCCAGCCUCUGCAAGCAAAGUGACCUUACAUUGUUCGCCUCUCGGCCUGGGAUGCGCCUCUGGAAGGCGGACGCCUACGGAUCUGUUCAGUCAACCUUCAUUUUAAAGGACGUUUUGGCUCGUGGAUUGGAGUCUUUUGAGCUGCAUCCCCGACUGGAAACAAUGAACCAAGCAAAAUAUGCCUUGUCCGAGAAGCACCUGGGCCUGGUCACCUGCUUUCUGCACGACGGAUGGGUUCUGAGCUGGGACGAGUACAGCAUCUAUGUCAUAGACACCAUCAAUCAGGCUGUGGUUGGAGGUCUUGAAAGUGCUGGGGAUAUCGUAUCCGUCUCCUGUAUCAACAAUGAAAUAUUUUUCCUGAAAGGUGAUCGGGAAAUCAUUAGAAUCUCGGACAUGCCUGAAGGAGCAAUAUCUGCCGUGCUACAUAGCCCUUUUCGGAUUCCAGCGAAACAUACCUCACUGGAAAAAAAGGCCCAGAAUGGCUCCAUAUCAAACAUUGAAGAAGAGCAGGCCCCCCCUGGUCAGUCCCUGAGAACUGAGCGGAUCCAGCUGUGUCCCCUGGAGCUGGAGGAAGGCGAUGAAGAGCAAGCACUGGAGCCCAGAGUCAGAAGUGGUUCCCUCCCAGUGGUGCUUCCAGAACGGGGCCGCAUCUCUACAGACAGCGGGUACAGCGUGAACGAUGCCGAUCAGAACUCGUCUGACAGCGGAGUCCGGGAGCGGCGCUCCUCCUCGCAGAGGUUCAGCAUCAUCAGCAAUGAGGACUUCGACCAGGAACUGGUGGUGAAGUCCAUAAAGGUGAAGAAGAAGAAAAAGAAGCGUCAAGAAAACUGUUCCAGGAGUCACAUCGGCUCUCUUGAGAGCACGCCGAGCGUAGACAGUCCUCUCUCUUUAAACUCUUACUUUUCCUCCACCACGAUGGGCUUAACCAGUGGCAGUGCGGAGCAUUUCAGCUCUCAGGAGAGUCUGGUCAGCGGCAAGUUUCACGGUGAUGACAACACUUCAGGCGUCUUCAGUACAACCCACACUUCUGAAUCUCCAGCUCCUGAUAUGGAGAGCGAGAGCAAUUCCUACCAUGGGGAAGAAGACAAAGACUCUAAUGGAAGCAUGAAGAAUAGCGAAGCCACAGGGCCUGACGGAGUCUCCAUCCCGUCAUCUGACACUCGCACAUUGCCUGUAAAUCACUGCUCUGACCCGGCGGCAGCAGACGGACCAGGUGAUGCUACCCAGAAAUGUCCCACAGAGGAGACGCAGGAUGUCACUAGCUCAGGACGGCAAAGUGUGGAGUUACAGGUGGGCUCACACUUGAGCAGUGACUCGACGGAGACUAAAUCCCUCGACAGUAACAAGGAUGAAAUCUAUGAAGAGCAAGAAGCGUCAAAUGCCCAGUGCCAUAUACCCUCAAGUUCUAUUGGGGAGAAUGUCUGUCAAAAUGCCUACUCUAUACCUAAGGACAAUUAUAGACCUGACUACGAGCAUUCCUUGGGGUCCAGUGAUGAUGAAGAUAUCUAUGGUCACAGGAUACCACACUCUUCCUCUGAUGUCAGCGUGGGAGAGAUGGUCGUAUCCCAAGAGCUGUCACGUUCCAUGCAGGAAGAAGGCAGUCUACUGAAAUCGGAACAGCUGGCGGAGAGCUGGAUGGUUUACUCAGGACCCGCUAGUGGCAUCCUAAGCUUAGUCGUGUCUGAGAAGUACGUCUGGUGUCUGGACUACAAGGGGUCCCUGUACUGCAGUUCUCUGCCCGGAGCCGGCCUGCGAUGGCAGAGGUUUGAAGACUCUGUCCAGCAGGUGGCAGUGUCGCCUUCAGGAAACCUGCUGUGGAAGAUCGAGCAGAAGACGGACAAGGCCUUCGCUUGUGGGAAAGUGACCAUUAAAGGGAAAAGACACUGGUACGAGGCGCUCCCUCAGGCCUCAUUUGUAGCUCUGAGUGACGACACUGCCUGGAUUAUCAGAACGAAUGGAGACUUGUACAUACAGACAGGUCUCAGUGUGGAUCGCCCGUGUGCCAGAGCCGUUAAAGUUGACUGCCCGUGCCCAUUGUCUCAGAUCACAGCCAGAAAUAACGUGGUGUGGGCCCUCACUGAACAGCAUGGCCUCCUGUACAGGGAAGGAGUUAGCAGCUUCUCUCCGGAGGGUGAAGUCUGGCAGUGCGACCUCAUCAGUGAGAGACAAGCCCUGGAACCAGUCUGCGUGACGUUGGGGGAUCAAGAGACCGUCUGGACAUUGGACUCCAACGGCAACUUGUGGUUCAGAACUGGAGUCUCCUCCAAAAAGCCUCAAGGAGAAGAUGACCAUUGGUGGCAAGUCAGCAUCACAGACUACGUCGUCUUUGAUCACUACACCCUGUUCCAAACCUUAAUCCAGGCCACGCAGACGGUGGCCACAGUAGCCCAAGCGCCUGUAGAAAAAGUGGCUGAUAAGCUUCGCAUGACAUUCUGGUCACAGCAGUCCCAGUGCCAGCCCAGUUUACUGGGGGUCAACAGCAGCGGCGUAUGGAUCACUUCAGGCAAAAAUGAGUUUCACGUAGCAAAGGGGAACCUUGUAGGCACAUAUUGGAAUCACAUAGUACCACGAGGUACGGCAUCCACCACUAAAUGGAUAAAUGUUUUCUCUUCUGCUUCCCCAAGCGGAGAAGGAAAUGUCCUAUGGAUUUCCCAAAGCAGAAAAGAUCUCUUUUGCUUGAGCGACCAGACUGCUCCCUAUAGACCAUCCACAGUCCAGCUUUCCCCAGACACGGAGAUGAUCCAUGCGUCGGCCUGCACGGAUGCUGUGUGGGCUCUAGACAACCAGGGUGGGGUUCUCAUCCGCACUCUCUCAAAGAAUUGCCCUACUGGAAUGCAUUGGACAAAACUGGAUUUGUCUCAGCUAGGUCCGGUCAAGCUGUGCAGUCUGUCCUGCGGCAACCAGCACGUCUGGGCGUGUGACACCAGCGGAGUCAUUUACUUCCGAGUGGGGACCCAGCCGCUCAAUCCAAGUAUGAUGCUGCCUGCAUGGAUCAUGAUUGAGCCCCCGAUACAGCCCGUGGGGAUCAACCUGAUAAAUGUCUACUCCAGUCCCAAUGACCACAUGCUGUGGACACUGGACAAUAAGUGCAAUGUUUACGUAAGGAUUGGCAUCACCGAGGAGAUGCCCGUUGGAGUAGACUGGGAGCAUGUACCUGGUUUGCAGGCGUGUCAGCUGGCAGUGAGCUCGAGAACCGUCUGGGCCCUGUGUCCGAAUGGAGACAUAGCCAGACGCUACGGAAUUACAGACAAGAACGCGGCCGGAGACUACUGGAAGAAAAUCCCAGGAAAUAUGUCUUGGUUAACAGUGACCCCCCAGGACGAGCUCUGGGGCGUGAGCAACACCGGCUCCCUCCUCCAGCGUCUUACGAAGACCUACAGCCACCACCCGCCCAUUUUAAAGUCCGACAACAUCCUGGCCCAGUCCGACUUCGAAGACGAGUGGGAGGUAAUCUGACCUAGAGCUGCUACGCGAGCCGGCCGCUAAAGUUCUUAUGCUGCUAAGAAGCCUGUGCACUUUGCCCGGUCCGGAGCAUUUCCACCGCCAGAAUCACGAGCCGUAAUAGAUCCACAGAACAGGGCUCAGUGCAUCAGUCGUGAUAUUAACCACUCCCUUCCACUGAAUUAUUAGAUGUUACUUGUGCAGGGCGGGUCUGACAUGGCUGACCUCUCUGUGGACGCCAGUGUCUACAGUGAAUCGUAAACCAUCAGAUUUAAAUUCCUAAACGGCACUGGAAAUGCGAACUGAAGCGGGCGUUUAAAGGGGUAUCCCUAUCAUUGUAUAUCCACCUCUGGAACGCCCCUCAGACCAGGACAGAGAUCCAUUCAGCAUUUUUCCUGCACAGCAGCGCUCCCAGCCACUAAUUGGGUUGUACGUGGCCGGAAGUGGCGCCGUGCAGGGAUAAUCUGAAGGGACCACAGCGCCGGUUAACUGUAGGGGUCCUGACCCCCGGCGAGCAGUAGGUGACGGCAAAUGUUGGCGAUACUGCGUCACAUAUAACACUGGAGAGAAAAUGUUUUUAGGUCAAUGACGUUUAUGUUGGAAGUUUUAACAGUUUACUUGUAAUUACUUGAAUUGGAUCCUUCGUUAAAAAAUAAUUCAUUACAUUAGAAUUUUAAGUACAAAAACAAUUUAACCUCUUCAUCAUUUGACGUAGCAUUUGUUAAAGAAAAGCCCACACAAAAAAUAAAAUGAUAAAGUCCUUGAGUCGUCCUCUUCUGCCAUGUCGAUU
Molecule: messenger RNA, 5094 nt
Organism: Bufo bufo (common toad)
Lineage: Eukaryota; Metazoa; Chordata; Amphibia; Anura; Bufonidae
Gene: TECPR2
Product: tectonin beta-propeller repeat containing 2
Exons: 20
Coding region: 183-4319 (1378 amino acids)
Molecular function (GO): protein binding
Source: RefSeq, a predicted model, not a curated record